UAAUCGGCUUUUCUCGGCACUGCCUCAGCAUCUUCGCGCAGUCAAUUUAAACCCUCCCAGUGUGUCCAGUAUUCUUCACCUGUGGGACACACCGGGUCCGCUCAGGAGGACCAGUAAGGAGCGACGCUGGGAGAACUGGGAGGGCCAACCACGGCCAGGUCCCUCAAAUUCAUGUUUACAGUUCAGGUGUGGAGUCAUUUUAACGGACACCGACGACAUACAGCGGAUUAAAUCCAUUUUCUCUGCAGUUUUUUUGUUUGUUUUUUUUGCCGCUUUUUGCUUUUAGAGCAGAAAAAAAAAAUGUAAAAAAAUGGCGGCGUUUGUUGACAAAUGUUAGCUUAAAUCCUCCUUUUAGCGGGCGUUGUUAGCCAGUUACGCCGAACUCCAUUUAGAAAUCCAUCGAUUUUACCUUUUCAUCUGCAGAGCUUCAGACUGACUCAUCAUGUGGGAGAAAAUACUUAUGCUGCUGCUGUUUCACAGUGUGGAAGCUGUAGUGGCGUCUCAGUGCUGGCAGGGGGCGACCUUCUCCGAGGCCGUGGUGUCUCCGGCGGUGGAGAGCAGUGGGAUCCUUCGGGUGCCAGGUGUUGCGUCCCUGCCGCAGUGUGUGGCGGCGUGCUGCGACCUGCCGGGCUACGACCUGGCAUGGCUGUUUGAGGGCCGCUGCUACGUCCUGAGCUGCCAGCAGAGGGAGAACUGUAGACCCCGAGAGAGGCCUGGCGCUGAUUCCUUCCUCGCCUUCCUACGCCGGGCGUCUCCUCAGACGCUAGUGCUGCAGUCUCUGGUGAGAGGGGAGCCGUAUGGUGGCCGCUGGACGCCCCUGUCCCGGUCCUCUGAGGCCCCUGGAGACCUGGACGCCCUGAAGGAUCUCGCCCUCUUCGACCUGCCCCAACAGGGCUUCCCCGACCCCGAGAUGCUCGAUGAGGAGUACUCAGAGGGGGGCCAGGAGGAGAAGGCCGGCUCAGAGCUGGAGUCUUUAAAGGGAAGAGACGGGUUCAACCAAUCAGACGCAGAGGAUGGUCCAGAGAGGGGGCUGACGGAGGGCGGCGUGGCCCAGAUUAGAGCCUCUGAGGGGAACAUAAGUCGAAGAGACGAAGACCGAACCAGGAGGCCGACUGAUCCUACUGCUGCAGAGACAACAACCGCUACAAAAAGCAGCAGCACUGUUUCUACACCACUGAAACCAGUUAGCAGCUUCACCCAAGACCCCAUGAAGACUUCAGCCCCGACCCCAUCUGCACUGCAGCUGCUCAUCAGCACAACAACAAAGCCAGGUCGAUCACUGACGGUGUCUCCUGGAAACCCUGCAGAGCUAACGUCACCCACAGCGGAACUCACUGCCUCAGUCGCCCCUGAAUCCACUAAAGACAUGUUAAAGUUGCUGCAGUCUGCACCGGAAGCUUCACCAACCACUACUCACCUGCCGGUCUGGACCGUGGCCUCUGACCCCCCCACUGCCUCCUCAGCAGCCAGUGUUAACCCUCCGACCACGACCUCACCGACUAUUGCUGAGUCAGUGUCAGAGGUCAGAGGGUCAAACCGUGGUCCGGUGGCCGUCGUGGGUCCCGACAGGACGCUGUUUCUCCCGGUGAGCAGUGUGUUGCUCAACGGCAGCGGCAGCACCGACGACCACGGCGUCAGCAGCUACCACUGGGAGGUGGUCAGCGGUCCUCCUGGUCUGAAGCUGGAGGACGUGGAUCAGGCUGUGGCCACACUGACGGGUGUUCGAGUCGGGCGCUACACCUUCAAACUGACAGUGUCUGACCAGCAGGGGGCGACAGACAGCGCCUCGCUGACUGUCAGGGUCCAGGAAGCCACAAGUCUUCUACCGGUCGCCCACGCCAGCGGCAGCCACACCCUGAUUCUGCCCAACAACAGUCUCGUCCUCCGAGGCUCCGUAACCAACGGAGACCAGAGCAGCAUCCACUACAGGUGGACCAGAUACAGCCAGAGUCCUGCAGCUGGGGACGUGCUGUAUGAGUCGGACUCUCAGGCGUCUCUCUACCUGACCAACCUGGUGGAAGGAACCUACCUGUUCCAGCUGAAGGUGACUGAUGCUCAGGGCCGCUCCAGCUUGGCCACGGCCACCGUGGAGGUCCAACCAGAACCCGGCGGCGGCGAGCAGGUGGAGCUGGAGAUGCUGGUGUCGGUGUCGCAGGUCAGCGUGGCUCAGAGGGACACGGUGGUCCGACAGCUCGCCGCCCUGAUCCACGUCCUCGACAGCGACGUCCAGGUCCGAGCGCUGCAGGGACACUCCCACCUCAGCACAGUGUUGAGGUUUUCCGUCCGUGGCCCCUCGGGGCCCCUGUCAGGCUCCAGGUUGGUGAGUCUUCUGAGGAACCAGCUGCUCAGAGAGAAAAGCGACUACCUGCUGUUCAGAGUCCUGAGAGUCGACACCGUCUUGUGUCUGCUCCGUUGUUCGGGGCGUGGCCAGUGUGAUCCAGUCACCAAGCAGUGUGUCUGUGACCCGUUCUGGACCGAGAAUUUGAUUCGUCGUUACCUUGGCGACGGCGAGAGCAACUGUGAGUGGAGAGUCCUGUACGUCAUCCUCACCAGCUUCGUGCUCGUGGUCUUCAUCCUGUCCGUCAGCUGGACCUUCAUCUGCUGCUGCAAGAGGAGGCGACAGACCAAAGUGAGGAAGAAAACCAAGUACACCAUCCUGGACAACAUGGACGAGCAGGAGAGAGUGGAGCUCAGACCCAAAUUCAGUAUCAAACACCGCAGCACAGAGCACAACUCCAGCCUCAUGAUGUCGGAGUCGGAGCUGGACAGCGACCAGGACACCAUCUUCAGCCGGGACCGGCCGGUCCGCAGCAGGAACCGGAUCAGCGCCCACGCCACCCGCAACGGAAACGCCUUUGGAUGAUGGAACGACUGAUUUUUUUCUGGAAAUGUUUGCAUUCCGGCAGCAAGAGACACUUCAUUACCCAGAAUUCCUGCCCUGUGAGGUGAGUCAAAUGAACCAGUGUCCCCUUUCAGAGGACGUAAGACUUUUGAGGACGAAGCUGUGACCCCUGACAGGUUAUAACAUCCAGCUGUGGGCUGAGAGGCAACAUGUGGAUCUUCGUUUUUAACAGGAUGACCUAAAGUGUCUGACAAUUCAGACUUUGAGGGGAAAAAAUCCCCAGAGACACAGAAGACAGUUUUAUCAUGAGGACAUGUUUAGCCUGGCUUGGCACAAAGACUAGAAGCAGGGGGAAACUGCUGGACCAACUCCAUCAAAAGAGGAAGAAAAAAAAUCACCUUUUAGCAACUUCAACUCCUUCUGAUUUACAUAUUGUCACUUGUUAGCUAACAAACUAGCAGCCAGUACACUCAAGAGUCAGCUGGCUUUGUUUUAUGAUAGCUAUUUCUCAAUUAACUAACUGUACCUAGAAGCUAACUUGAGAUAGAGUAAACCAGAGGCUAACUGGACUUUCUCAAAUUCAAGGACUUGUUAGCGUUAGACGCAACUUACUGCUCAUUGUGUUGACAUCUGUUAAAACAUAACUUGGUGCAAUGAGCAGAAACAAGGGAAAACAGCUAGCAUAGCACAGUCAAAAGAGGAACUGUCCUUGAACAAUGUGAAAUCUGCAUGAUUUAAAUGUUUAAUUUUGUUAGCCAGUUGGACAGAGUUAGACCAUUCUACACAGCACUAUGUAGAAUUGACACCAAGACUGGAAAACUGCUAGCCUAGCACAGUCGAGAGGUAGUAUUCAAUUUCCAAGGGCUUUUUUCAUCUUACUAGCCAACAACGUAUUCAAGAUUGAUGACGGAGAGGCUAUCUGAACGUAACUCAAACCUAAAAGGUAAAUUUUACUUCAGAUUAGCUUCUAGUUUCUUUUAACUAUCUAGAUCUAAACAAGUCAUUAGCACUAGGCACAAUUUUCCAAGCAAGUUUAAAUCAAAAAAUAAUUUGUCAGUGUCAAAAGUGUGUUAAAAAGACAUCUUGAUCUCCAGUCUGGGACACAUUUAGCCUAGCUUAGCUGAAAGACUAGCAACAAGGGGAAGCUGCUAGCCUUGCAUGGUGUUUCAUGCUUAUUUUAAUGUCAAAACGUAGAGAUGGUGAGGGUUAGCAUUCAAGCUUUUUUUCCCCCCUACAAAUCCCAGCUGACUAGCUUGUUUGCUAACAAAAUUCACAUGUAAAUCUGAGUCCAAUGUUUUAAAUUUUUAAAAAUUGUUCUGAGAAUUACCAUUUUGUUUACUGAGGUGUAAAUGUUUAGAGUCAGUCCAGCUAAAUGCUAAAACCGGCAACUUGAAAUGGAUGCAAUGCAGUCAUAGGAGGCAUUUUGUCCCUUUUUACUCAUUUACACACAAAGAAGAAAAUAUGGUUCAUAUUAACAAUAAUAGAAUCAUUUUUUAACUAAAUGUAGUUUUCAGGAUAACCAUUAUAUAAACAAACUCAAUCACAGCAUGUAAUAUUAAAAAUCUUUAUUUUUCCAUUAAAAUCUACAGUCAGAAGUACAAAAAAAUCUAUUUAUACAUUGACUACAACGGUAUAUUACAAUUAAAUUAUAUUAGAGACACAAUCUGCUAAACAAACUGUCAGGACUGAAGAACAUACUGAUAGACAUCAUUACUGCUAUUAUUAGCAAAUCAGUUUAUAGUGGAAUUAGUUACCAAAUGGCUUGAUUUGAUUGUUGGUUUGACAUGAGCACAUGUUACGAUAAAUACAUUUUCAUUUAGCAUGACUUCUGCGGUUGAGCUCUAAGUGCUUUAACCAAUUUUGGAUUUCUUUGUGCUUCACUUAAAACCACGAAAGUGCAGGAUGACUUAAAGUAAGUUUUGAGGCUACAGACUUGUUGCUAUGACAUUUUCACAUCAAUUAUUUUUAGUUUUUCUUUAUCUAUAGUCGGGGUUACCUGCAGUAGGUGAUGAUCCCAAGUUAGAAGACGCUAAGCAGCCAAAUACAUUUUAUCCACAUUUACAACAAAAAUCGUUCAGUUUAACAGUAUUCUAUGUUUAGAGCAAUUCCACUGCUUUACUUUAUUGUCUGACAACUGAAGCUGUUAUCUCUUUCCUCAAAGCCACCACACUCAAUUCACAAAAACAGAAAUGUUAAGUUGCUGAGGUCGUUGCUUAAUGCUGCCUUGAUCGGUCAGUUUGUUUCUGCUAUUGCUGACUUUAGUCAAGUCAUUGUUGUUUAUAAAGCACAUUUAAAACACACAUUGGGCCUAAAUUUACCUAACAGGUUUAAAUAUUAAUGUUAAAACUCUAAAAUAUUAAAUCCUACACCAAAUGAACUGAAUCAUUUAAAAAUUAUACACUGAAAACACCCAAAAAUCCAAAGAUUCCCUAUGAGCAGCUGUUUUGGAUCCAAACUUGCAUGUUAAAACACAAAGGAACUGAUCAAUCGAGGCAGCGGCAUUCCAACUACUGCAGAGUUCUGCGAGGUUAAGUACUGUUUUUGUCAGUGGAUGCUGGUGGCUAUGAACAGAGUGAUGUAGCAGCUUCAGUUUCUCAUUGGAAAGCGGCUUCUGUUGACAAAAUGAAGCAAUGAAAAUACUUACAUUUAAUUUAAUCUCUACACUUGUAGGCAUCUCACCUCAACAACAGUCAAAUCAUCUAUAGCCAGCAUCCACAGAACUGCCAACAGUAUAAUUAGUACUAAUUACUGUUUAAUAAAGACAGUAUUGUUGUUUGUCACUGUAAGUAAUAAAAAUCAGUCAUUUGGCACUUAUGAUUGAACUGCUUUCUGAUAGACGCUUAGAAAACAGUCUCAUGUGCUUUAACCAGCAUUCAGAUCAACAUUUAUCAACACAGCAACAAGAUUUAUAGAAUUAUGUUGCAAUAAUUAACACACAAUUAUGGUAGUUUUUUUUCUUCCUCUACAACAUUAGGUGCAUGCAGACAUGUUCAACCCUGUUUCUCCUUCAUUUUUAUAUAUUUAUGAGCACGUUUUAUGUGUUUCAGAAUAAAAAUUGAUUAAUAUUGUUAUUUUAAGACCCAUUUUAAAACAAGUGUCCCUGUGGGUUCAAUUAUAUCAGAAUAUUUAAGUACCUUUGUCACUGCUAGGCUUCAUAUUCAUUCAUGAGAGAGUUUUGUGCAGGAAAAGCUUGGUCAUAUAUCAAACAAAUAAGAAAGGGAACUUUCAAAUUAACUGGUAUUUUCCUUUUUUAAAAAUAUAUUAACAUGUCCUGUUCACUGUUUCUCUGCUUCUUUGUCACUGGUCAGAAGUUAAAACAGAAGCUGCCACAAAUUUCACACUAAUGUUUUUUUUACUGACUUGCACCUUUGUGAAGAAAAAGCAUAAAUUCAUGUUUUAGUGACAGUUUUCAUUAUAGUAAUGGAAUACUGGAUUCUGAUUGGCUGCAGGUUGUUCAUUAUGUUCUGAUUGUUUUGCUAAGCCCCUACCCAAAUAGUCUCUGUCCAAUCAUAGCUCAGCGAUUCUGAACGUAGAAGUUCAUCUAAGACAAAUUCACCAGUUUUCUAAUUUAAAAGUAAAAAAAACUGUCUGUGAACUUACAACAACCAGAUAUUUUGUAACACAGCUGUUCAUCAUUUAGGCUGAACUCACUUAAAAUAAAUAGUUUUUUCUGCAUGUAAUUGGAGGGUUUUGAACUAAAUAUUUACCUCAUUAGGUACAUUUGUAAUUUUAAUAUUAUUUUUCUACUUGAAAGUACUAAAUGUGCAACAGAAAUAUGAGUGAAUAUUGUUUUGAUAUUCUAAUUUUGAAAUGAGACAAAUGUUAAAGAAUUAACUGAAGCUUCAUUGUAGGAGGCUACAGCGCCUCCUGCUGGUUCACAAUGAAACGGUCUAAAAAUAGGAAUAAUAAUUACAUCAAUAAUACUUUUAAAGAACAGCAUAAAAUGUUAAAAUCUGAAUUUUAACAUGAACCAUGGAGCCAAUCAGAACAUGUUAAUAUAAUACUAUUUUCCAAAGAAAUUACAUAAACACUGUAAUCAAUUAUUGCCUGAAAUAUUUUCUUACAUAUUAAAUGUUCAUUUUUAAAAAGCAACAAAAAAUAAAUGAUGAGGACCUUGUUUAAUAUCUCAUUUCAGGUUUAAGUAAUUUGGGCAGAUUCCUGAAAUCAUGUCAGUUUUAAUUUUUUUAUUUUAUAUUCUGUUAUGAGGGGAGUUUAACUAGAACCUGAGAUGUAUUAAUGUCACCGUGUUGUCGUACCGGCGGCCCCGAGGCGUCGCUUCGUCCUCGCUCAGGGCUUCAGGCCUCCAAAGCACAUGUACUUGACCUCCAGAUACUCGUCGAUGCCGUACUUGGAGCCCUCGCGGCCCAAACCGGACUGUUUGACGCCUCCGAAGGUGGCCUCCGGUGUGGACAGAAGUCCCUCGUUUACGCCGACUAUCCCCACCUCCAACGCCUCCGCCACACGCCAGAUCUGACUCACAUCCUGUGAGUAGAAGUAACCUGAGAGCAAACAGACGUCACAUAUGUGUUAACUAGUCCUCUAACCAACCCUGAACUGAGCCUGCUGACUGUGCAGCCGCUGCUGUUCUUCUCUGUAUGUAAACGCCUUAUUAAUAUGGAAUGUUUCACUUUAUUUUUUACAUUUUAUUUUCUAUUUAUUGAUCUGUGGACCCACUGAUGAGUUGUGUCCUUAAUGAAGUCUGAACUGAAAACAUG
Amphiprion ocellaris (clown anemonefish) is the source of this 7557-nucleotide messenger RNA. RefSeq names its product KIAA0319 ortholog. Gene Ontology annotation, cellular component: plasma membrane; cytoplasmic vesicle. Bases 443 to 2863 code for a protein of 806 amino acids. The transcript has 16 exons. The record is from RefSeq and is a predicted model, not a curated record. NCBI's taxonomy places the organism in Eukaryota, Metazoa, Chordata, Actinopteri, Pomacentridae.